AUGCAAACGCUCGAAGCCUACUACGACCACAACCCCCGCGUGGCGGAUCUUUCACUCCAUCCGACCCUUUUCAUGGGGAUUGGCAACAUCGUAGCCAUCCCGCUAGCCCACGCCUUUGGCCGCCGGCCGUUCUUCCUACUGUCCUGCGUGCUCAUGGUGGCUACGUGCGCCUGGGCGGCGUGGAGUCCGAGUCUCACACAGCAUAUCGCUGCGCGCGAUGUCAUGGCGCUGGCCGCGGGUCAGAGCGAGGCGCUCUGUCCCAUCAUCAUCCAGGUCGGUGUCUUGUCUCUCUCCGUCUCGGAAAUCUUCUUUCUCCAUGAACACGCCAGAUCCCUCACCUGGUUCUCUGGUCUGCAGACCAUCGGCGUAGGGGUUCUGAUGAUUGCCAGCGCGUACUUGACUGAUUCGCUGGGCUGGCGUUGGUGGUAUAUCGUCUUCGGCAUCGUCAACCUCGCGGUGCUGGUUCUUGCCUUGUUGCUCGUGGUGGAAACUAAGUACCCCAGAUCCCUCAGCGUUCUUGCCGGAGACAUGGACCCCUCCGAGUCCUCCGAUCUCAGCAACCCAGUCCCCGAGAAGAUCACACACUCCACUCGCCUCCCGUUGGAUUAUGCCCGCUACCGCCGACGCAGCUUCCUGCGCGACCUCCGCCCAUGGCAGGGCCACCGCAACUGGCGCCAGGCGAUCGAGUCGUGGAAGCAGAUCGCGGUGGUGUUCUGGUUUCCCAAUGUCUUCUGGCUGAUGCUCUGCAGCGGGGCGUUUCUGGGCAUCUACGUGCUGGCCACGACUGUCUUCGCGGCCAUCCUCAUCCCGCCCCCGUACAGCUUCUCGCCGACGAGUCUGGGGUACGUUAUGGGCGCGCAGACGCUGGUCGGUCUCGUCGCCAUCCCGAUCUUGGGGUACGGCAACGACCGCAUCGUCCAGUACCUGAGCCAGCGGAACGGGGGUAUCAUCGAGAAAUACUGA
Messenger RNA from Aspergillus terreus NIH2624, 963 nucleotides. RefSeq lists its product as uncharacterized. Lineage: Eukaryota; Fungi; Ascomycota; Eurotiomycetes; Eurotiales; Aspergillaceae. Gene Ontology annotation, biological process: transmembrane transport. The record is from RefSeq and is a predicted model, not a curated record. The transcript is spliced from 4 exons. Bases 1 to 963 code for a protein of 320 amino acids. Gene Ontology annotation, molecular function: transmembrane transporter activity.